ACUUUAGCUUUGUUAAGACCUCGACUUUAUUUCAGAUUUAGCGCUUUCAAACAUCGAAGACCUGCCAGAUUUAUCCACCUACCAAACCAAUCUCAUCCAAAACUCAACAUUUUAGAGCACAAUUUUUGUAAUAAAUUUCCAUCCAAUCAUAUCUCCAUUUCCUCAUAUUCCAACUUCGGAUUCCUCCGCCAAACAAUUAGCCGUCGCCUCUGAAAAUUUCGCACUAGUUUUUUCGAAAGCCGCAGUUUAUAUAUCUUCAAUUUCUGGCGUUUCGUCGAAUAAGUGCAGACAUUGAGAUUGUGAUCAAAGCCUGGAUACAUCAUGAAGUACUUGGAAUACACUCCUCUUGACAGAAUAAAUGAUUUCUUGAGUCGUGUAACUCUUGGACAACGUACUAUUGAAGGAUGCCUGGAAGCUUACUCGUGCAAACAUACCGGAACAGAUAAGAAGCUCUCUCUUAGCUUGGAGAAUGAGAUUCUUGAUCAUCUUGGAAAGUCUUCGGAUACUGACUCUUCUUCACCUGUGGAAUAUCUAUUUAGUAGAUCCAGUCGGAAGACAUUGAUUUAUCUACUUCUUAUUCUUCAUCACAUGUAUCCAGACUUCGACUUCAGUGCAGUCAGAGUUCACGAGUUUUUCACUGAAGAAAGCUGGGACAGUUUUAAGCAGAUAUUUGAUGUUUACAUGCUUGAAGCGUCAAAGGAGUGGCUCCAGGAGAAUGAAGGAGGUUCCUUGCUCGAGACCUUGUACAAGGCUUUAGAUGAGGUUGUAAAAUUGUCAGAAUGUGAAAUCUACAGCUACAACAACCCGGAUGCUGAUGCAGAUCCACUACUGGAGAAAGGAGCCAUAUGGUCAUAUCAUUUCUUCUUCUACAAUAGAAAGCUCAAGCGUGUUGUAAGCUUCCGUUUUAGCUGUUUAAGCACCUUGGUUAGUGAAGGGUUUCAUCUUGAUGAGUCGAGUCUAGAGGAAGAUGGAGAAAUAUUCGACGGCAUGGACAUGUGAUGAAGCAAUCUCCGUAAUCCUGUGAUUGUAUAAUCUUGAAAAAAUUCCUGUAUCAAACCUCUUGAUCGAUGUAUGUAGCUUGGGCAUGUAGGGUAUGCAUUCUUUUGUUUCUGGUAGUGUAUAUGCCAUUCCCUUAUGUAAAUACUGGUUACACCGUAAGGCUGCAGAUGCGCCUCUGCUUUCUGCUUUAGAACUUGCAGACUAUAGCUUACUUCAUAAGAUGUCGAGAUUUAUCAUAUAAAUCCCAAAAUGUCCUUUUUUUUGUGCUUAAUGUAGAUCUUUUGUUGGAAUC
This is a messenger RNA of Salvia miltiorrhiza (redroot sage), 1291 nucleotides long. RefSeq lists its product as uncharacterized. The transcript has 11 exons. The record is from RefSeq and is a predicted model, not a curated record. Gene Ontology annotation, molecular function: RNA polymerase III core binding. Gene Ontology annotation, biological process: negative regulation of transcription by RNA polymerase III. Lineage: Eukaryota; Viridiplantae; Streptophyta; Magnoliopsida; Lamiales; Lamiaceae. The coding region runs from base 322 to 999 and encodes 225 amino acids. Gene Ontology annotation, cellular component: nucleus.